Messenger RNA from Kluyveromyces marxianus DMKU3-1042, 708 nucleotides. RefSeq names its product Rrg7p (gene RRG7). The transcript has a single exon. Bases 1 to 708 code for a protein of 235 amino acids. The record is from RefSeq and is a predicted model, not a curated record. Gene Ontology annotation, molecular function: nucleic acid binding. Gene Ontology annotation, cellular component: mitochondrion. Lineage: Eukaryota; Fungi; Ascomycota; Saccharomycetes; Saccharomycetales; Saccharomycetaceae.
AUGAGUUGGAAAGGGUUGUUGAAAGGUAGCUUUCCGAAAGAUACGAUACAGCGAUACAUAGUAGCAAAUGAAGGAAUUGCCAAUUCUACCGUGUUUCAAGGUACACUGUAUGAACUUACUGUGAUGCGAGAAUUGAUGGAAAAAUUACGAAUGGAGCAUAUGCAGGUUGUCGGUGGAUCAUACGAUGGUGGUGUAGAUAUAAGAGGUCGCUGGGAUGUUACUCCUAUAAUUACAGAGGUCGAUAGGCAUAUUCACUUCGAAGAGUUACCGAAAAGAAUCAAAGUUAACAACACCACGAUAAAGCCAUGGAGACAUCGUGUCAAACCAAGUAAGUAUUUGGAUUGUUAUGUUCAGUGCAAGGCAUUUAACUCGGAAAAAAUAACAGGACGGCAAGUGAGGGAGCUUAUUGGGGUAUUUGCGAUGCAAGUGCCGCUUUCGAAGCGUAGUUCUAGUAUAAUGAUAAUGAGCGCACCAACUUUAUUUACAAAGGACGGAAUUACACUUUUUAACGAGGCGCAAAUACCGAUGAUAUUUACCAGAGUGGAGAUGAUUUCAGCGCUUGGCAAUGGGAACUUUGACGUGGAGAAUUCGGGAAAAUUACUGCAGUAUUACGAGAAUGAUUAUGCUUCAAAAUUGCUUGCCAAUUGUGGAAUAAAAGAGUGGUUGAAGUUAAGGGCUUACGAAGCGAUAAACAAAAACGAACUGUGA